Messenger RNA from Carlito syrichta (Philippine tarsier), 1218 nucleotides. It is a transcript of the gene ZNF77, whose product is annotated as zinc finger protein 77. NCBI's taxonomy places the organism in Eukaryota, Metazoa, Chordata, Mammalia, Primates, Tarsiidae. Gene Ontology annotation, biological process: negative regulation of transcription by RNA polymerase II. The record is from RefSeq and is a predicted model, not a curated record. Gene Ontology annotation, molecular function: DNA-binding transcription repressor activity, RNA polymerase II-specific.
GACUCGGUGGUCUUCGAAGAGGUGGCUGUGAACUUCACCCCAGAGGAGUGGGCGCUGCUGGACGGUGCUCAGAGGACCCUCUACAGAGAUGUCAUGCUGGAGACCUGCAGGAACCUGGCCUCCUUAGAUUGUUGCAUUUAUGUUAGAACCCGUGGUUCCAGUCCUCAGCGCGGGAUUUUUGGGAAUGAAAUGCCCAGUGAUGAGAAAAUUGUACAAUUCACAAGAAAUGGCUCCUGGUCUGUUUUGGGAGAAAACUGGAGAUUUCAUAACAUUGGAGAUCACCAAAUCCCGCAGAGACAUCUGAGAAGUCAGGUGGUGGAGGGCCCUUGUGAAAGCAACGAGGGUCACGAAUGUAGAGAAGCCUCGGGCCAGAUUGUGAACCCUGUGGACGAGAAUCGUCCCCCUGAAGCUCAACCCUACGAAUGCACCAGGCGUGGCAAAGCCUUCAAGGAUCAGCAGUGAUCUCACCCUGGACAGAGACUGUGUCAGUGAGAGGACUGUGGACAAGCCUGCAGUUGUUUCUUGUGCCUGAGCGCUCACGUGAACACGCUCCUUGCGGAGAAGCCCUGUAAAUCUCGGGAUUCUGGGAGAGCAUCCAAGAAAUACGUGAAAAGUCUCGGCAGUAAACAAUUGUUUGAAUGUAAGAAAUGUGGAAAAGCUUUCACUUGUCCGUCCUCAUCCAGGGGACACGUGAGAGGUCACCGUGGACAGAAAACCCAUGCGUGUAAAGUAUGCAGGAAAACCUUCAUGUAUCACUCCUACCUUAUCCGGCAUAUCAGAACACACACUGGAGAGAAACCCUACGCAUGUAAGGAGUGUGGGAAAGCUCACACCGGAGAGAAGCUGUGUGAAUGCAAGCAUUGUGGAAACCUCUUUCGUUGUUACUCGCCUUUCCGAGAUCACGUGAGAACGCACACUGGAGACAAGCCCUGUCAGUGUAAGCAUUGUGGGAAAGCCUUUGGGUGUCCCACGUACUUUAGAAGAUACGUGAGCGGGUUCGUGACCCACCUGGGCGCGAGACCUCAUAGACACGUGAAAACGCAUGGUGGCGUGAAGCCCUACGCAUGUCAGGAGUGUGGGAAAACGUACAGCUGUUCCUCAUCCCUUCGUGUGCAUGUACACACUGGAGAGAGGCCGUAUGAAUGCAAGCAGUAUGGGAAAGCCUUUAGGUAUCUGGCAUCCUUUCAAGCACAUGUGAGGACACAUGCUGGAGAGUAG